Penicillium diatomitis is the source of this 993-nucleotide messenger RNA. Its product is annotated as putative mitochondrial dicarboxylate carrier protein. The coding region runs from base 1 to 993 and encodes 330 amino acids. Gene Ontology annotation, biological process: transmembrane transport. Lineage: Eukaryota; Fungi; Ascomycota; Eurotiomycetes; Eurotiales; Aspergillaceae. Gene Ontology annotation, molecular function: oxoglutarate:malate antiporter activity. The record is from RefSeq and is a predicted model, not a curated record. The transcript has 2 exons.
AUGGCGUCACGAUCCAUCAAAGAUACCGCGCUCUCCGCGCAGCGAAGCACCAAAGCUGCCAUAGAGAAUCCUGGAGCAGCAACCACCACUCUCCUGCACCACCCCUACAUGCGGGCUGCUCUUCCCUUCAUCAACGGCGGACUGGCCGGUAUGACCGCAACGGUCGUCAUCCAGCCUGUCGACAUGGUCAAGGUCCGCUUGCAACUCGCGGGCGAGGGUGCCCGCACCGGUCCUCGACCCUCUGCCCUGGGGAUCACCAAGGAGAUCAUCGCUUCGGGCAAGGCCCUCGACCUGUAUACCGGUCUGUCCGCUGGACUGCUUCGCCAGGCCGUCUACACCACUGCUCGUCUCGGAUUCUUCGAUACCUUCAUCAAGAAGCUCAACAAGCGAGCCGAGGACCAAGGCCGCAAGGUCACCUUUGCUGAACGCGCCGCCGCGGGUCUCUCGGCGGGUGGUAUUGCCGCAAUGAUUGGUAACCCUGCCGAUUUGGCUCUUGUACGAAUGCAAUCCGAUGGGUUGAAAGCUCCCGAAGCUCGUGCCAAUUACCGCUCCGUCUUUGACGCCUUGGUUCGCAUCCCCAAGCAGGAAGGAUUGGCUGCGUUGUGGUCUGGCGCCCUGCCCACCGUGGUUCGCGCCAUGGCUCUCAACAUGGGUCAGUUGACCUUCUUCGCGGAGAGCAAAGCUCAGCUCAAGCAGCACACCAGCCUUUCCCCACAGACCACCACCUUUGCCGCCUCCGCGAUCGCGGGAUUCUUUGCCAGUUUCCUGUCCUUGCCAUUUGACUUUGUCAAGACUCGUUUGCAGAAGCAACAAAAGGACCCCGCCACGGGCAAAUUGCCCUACCGAGGAGUCAUCGAUUGUGCAAAGAAAGUUGUCCAGGAGGAAGGAUGGUUGCGAUUCUACCGGGGGUUCGGCACCUACUACGUGCGCAUCGCCCCUCAUGCGAUGGUGACUUUGAUUGUGGCCGAUUACCUUAAUCUGAUCACAAAGUAA